AUGAUUUUUAUAAAUUUGUGUUUGCUGUUGGGGUUUCCUAUAUUUAAUGCGUCUGCUUACCUAAAACGGAACCGAACUGUUAUCAAUUACAUAUACUAUAAGACAGAUAAGUUUAAAAAGAGAAAACAAAAUAUCAAUUUCCGACUGCGUAAUAGCAAAGAUGAAGAUACUGAAAGUUAUAUUCCCCAUAUUUACAAGGAUAUUGCACCGUGCUUAAAAGAUUUAGCCGAUGAGGAAUAUUCGUACAAAGACUUACUGAACGUAUACUUCCCUGAAACUGUCGAAAGAGAGAAAAAAAUGAAGGAGGAGAAAGAGUUAAGAGAAAAAAAAAUAGAAGAAAAGGAUAACUAUAAAAAGUUCAGUGGGGAAAUUAAGGAUACGGAAAAAAUUAUGAAAGAAAAACUUAGGGACGAAUGUAAUAUACAAAAUUUUGAGCAUAUAAGUAAAAUAAACGAUCAUAAAAAAAAGAAUAAAGCUUUAGAUAUUGCUUAUGAUGUUAUUGAAGAUUCUUUAAAAGACAUUUAUUUAGACAGUAAAUUUAAGAGGAAUUACAAUGAUGAAGAAGAAAAAAAAAAUUAUUUAGAAAUAGCGAAAAAGGAAAAGGAUAUGUUAUAUACAGAUUUAAUAAAUAAGCCUUCGAUCGUAAGUUGUAGUAGUACAGUGGAUUUAUUUGGUGUUUUUUAUGACAGUAAAGAUUACAAAAAUGAAAAAAAAUUAUUAUUAGAAAUGGAUAAAAUCAUAAAUUCAGAACCUUUUAAAAGUAAUCAGGGAAAUAUACUACAAGAUGUAGAUACAAUAUUAAAGAAGAAUAAAAUUCCGACACGUAUUCGUAAUUUUCUCAUUAAAUAUAGAAGUAUAGCUAUUAAAAUUAAUAAUAUGAAAAAAAGUGAAAAUGGGAAAAAAAAAGUUCAAGAGAGUACAAACAAGCAGGAUGCAAAUUCAGACAUAAGCAUAUCAUCAAAUGAGGAAAAAGAAAAUGAAGGAACAAUAAACAAAAGGAUGUUCUCUAACUAUGGCGAUAAUGAUCAACAGAAUAACAAUAUGCAAAUUGAGGGAGGUAUUGACGACGAAACAGCAGAAUGUAGUGACAAAAAGUUGAAUGAGGGAAAUGAAUAUAACGAUAUGGAGAGUUGUAAGAAUGUAAACAAUAAGCAAGGUAAAAUAGGAGUAGAAAAAAACUAUAAAGAUUUUUUAAAAGAUCUUAAUAAGGUUAUUAUAACUUUGCAUAAUAAUAUAAAUAAUGAAAAAUUAAUAAGAAGGGAUCAAUAUUUCAUAGAUGAAUUAUAUGAAGAAUACAAAAAGCAUGUUAAAAGUAUGCAUAUUAAAAGGAAUAGAUUAGAACCGCAAAAAAAUAAAUAUGACUUCUUGACAUUUGUGCAUGAACAUUAUGAAGAAUAUUAUUUUUUUAAAUAUGGGAAUUUUGCUUAUGAUUUUAACGAACAAGUAGAAAAAGUAAAGAGUAAGAUUGAAAAGGAAAAUUGCUAUAACAAGUUAGAUAAGACCCCAAAAAUAAAGGAGAAGGAGCAUACAAAAAAUGUUCACAACGAUAUGGAUAUCGUUACACACGUGGAAGGAAAAGAAGAAAAAGUUCAAGACAACACAUCUUUAGGUAGUACUAUUAGCAUGCCCACUGUUCCCAGUUGUAUUAGCGGUAAAGCAGACAAUAUGAGACCAGUGAACACGAUGAGUAACAACAAGGAGUGCACCAUUUUAAAAGGACUAAAGAACAAUAAAAAAUUGAAGAAACACGUGCUUGUGGAUAUAAUAAGAAAUUAUCAAAAAAGAAUAUACGACAUAUACAAACCGAACAAUUUUAUAACAAAUUUAUAUGGAUUUGAUAACUAUAUUGAAAAUGAAAAAUAUGAUAAAGAAAUUAAUAUAACUCUUAAUAAAUAUAGUAUAUUAAAUUAUGAUAGUAAAGAAGCAUUAAAUAAUGACGAAAGGUUAUAUGUUGGUAAGUUAAUAUUUGGUAAAAUUUUUAAAAUUGAGAAAAAUUUUGCAUAUGUUGAUAUAAAUUAUGCCUUUUAUGCGGAAUUACAUGUAGAUCAAAUGCCAUACAAUAUUGACAAUAUUAAAAGCGUUUUUAAAGUUAAUGAUAAAUUAAUAUUUGAAAUAUUCAAAAUGUAUCCAGAUAGGAUAUUGUUAACAUUGAAAAAUAUACAAAAAAUUAAUGAUCUUAAUAAAAUACUCUUACAUAAAACUCAAGACAUACCUUUUGAUGUACAUGUUGUUUCUCUUAUAAAAAACGGAAUAAAUGUUUCUUACAAUGAUAUAUAUACAUUUAUUCAUAUAUCCGCCUUAUCAAGUAAAUAUAAAAUAAAAGUAGAAGAAAAUGAAAAAAUUGAUGAAACUAUAGUUAAUCAAAAAAUUAAAGUUCUGUGCACAGAUAUUAAUAAAUUAAGUUUUUCAAAUUUAUUAUAUGAACAAAAUGAACAAUUAAAAAAAAUGAAUAUGUAUGAUUUAAUUGAAGUUGAAAUUAUACACAUAUCUAAGUAUGGAUUGAUGGUAAAAUAUGAAGAUGUAGUUGGGCUAAUUCACAUAUCGGAAAUCUCUAAAAAGAAAAUAGACAACAUAGAUGAUAUAUUCAAAAUUAAUGAUAAAUUAAAAGGUAUUAUAAUUAAUAUAGAUUAUGAUAAUAGAAGAUUUUCUCUUUCAAUGAAAAUAUUAGAAAGGGACGGUAGAAAUAUUAUUGAUCACAAAUCUCAAAUAUAUGAUGAUCUGCCAUAUAUUGUAGAGGUUAUUAAAAAAAGAAAUAGUAAUUUUAAAAUUGACGACUCAAAUAUUAAGAACCAGCUGUUAUCUCUUAUAGAUAUAUAUAGAAAUGAUGAUAAUGGUACAAAGGGUAAUACGCAAAAAGGGGAAACAAAUUCGAAUAACAUAAUAAAGGAAAAAUGUGAUACAGGUGUAACUGUGGAGAGUGAAGUUGAGAAUGAAGUAAAGAGCGAUAUUAAUCGAAGGGAAAAUGUUGAAGGAGAUCUCCUACAAAACGAAAGUGCGCAAAUGCAGGAAUAUAAUGAACAAAUACAGCAUGACGAUAAAGACAAACCAUUGAGAACUUCGGAAAGAGAAAAAGAUACGCUUGACGGUGCUAUUUAUUCAGAUGAACAACAAGAAGAAAGGGAACUAUCUAUUGAUAUACACAAUCAGUUAAUUCCUUAUAUAAUGUUGAAACAAACGGAGAGCGAAAAAACGGAGGAUGAGGAAAAAGGAAGGGAAAUAAUUUGGAACUUGGAAGAUGAAGAAUUUUUGCAUUCCAACUCACCAGUCCAGAGUAUUCAAUUUUCUGAGUAUCAGUGGUCUUAUUUAAAAGAAAAAAAAUGGGUGAACUUUCCUUUUAAUAUCAACAGAAUUAUGAAUUAUUAUUUCAACAUUUACGAUGAUUUUUUCACCUAUAAGGACAAAAACGUGAUGUAUGAAAUAAAUUUUGUAAAAUUAAUAAGAGUUGAUAUGACUACUGGGCUCUACAACAAAAUUAGAAAGAGUGCAAAGUGA
Molecule: messenger RNA, 3492 nt
Organism: Plasmodium malariae
Lineage: Eukaryota; Apicomplexa; Aconoidasida; Haemosporida; Plasmodiidae
Product: RNA-binding protein, putative
Exons: 6
Coding region: 1-3492 (1163 amino acids)
Biological process (GO): translation
Molecular function (GO): structural constituent of ribosome; mRNA binding
Source: RefSeq, a predicted model, not a curated record